This is a messenger RNA of Fonsecaea pedrosoi CBS 271.37, 279 nucleotides long. RefSeq lists its product as uncharacterized. Lineage: Eukaryota; Fungi; Ascomycota; Eurotiomycetes; Chaetothyriales; Herpotrichiellaceae. The transcript has 2 exons. Bases 1 to 279 code for a protein of 92 amino acids. The record is from RefSeq and is a predicted model, not a curated record.
AUGUCUUCAGCAUCCAACGCAGGUCCUGCAGAUGGCAGUAUCACCCACAAGAGCAUCGCAGUCUCCUCCAUGGGAGUUGGUGAUCCUGACGCGGCUGGUGUGAGCUGUGCAGAUUCCUCUGCCACGGGCGUGUCCAGUCCACUUCUUCACUUUAUCAAAGCGCCGCCUCAGUCCGAUCCAUGGCAUCCCAACCGGGCUGACCGGAAGCACCUCAAUCGCCUUCUUUCACAGCUUGAUGUCAUCCUGACAGCAAUUGAGGCAUUGGGAACGGGGCAUUGA